UCUCUCAAUUAUGUAUUAUAUAUGCUGUAUCAUUGGUAAUAGAAGGGGACAAGGAAAUCAAUUACUUUCAUGGUAUCACCCCUUUGAGCAGAUCUCGAUCUCCUCUGCCAUCGUUUCCUUCACCUUUUUUUUCUUAUUUUCAUUGAUCAUGGGAGACAAGACAGAUGCCUCAACUCCUGCAGAACCGAAACAGCCCAUUCUUCACCUUGUAUACACCGUCACGAACAUACAAAACAAAGUCCGUGUCCUCGAUGGUAUUGAGGUCUCUUACCCGACAUGGGUCAAGCUUUUUAUGCUCCACGCCACCGGGUACGAUGUGGUUAAUCACAUCGAUGGCUCUCCGGCACCCAAGAAAAACACACCUGAAUAUGCACCGUGGAAGAAGAUAAAUGCAGUGGUAUUACAAUGGAUCUACGGUACCCUUAGUAACGAUCUCCUAGUUCGUGUUCUUGAAGAUCAGUCAACCGCGUAUGAGGCAUGGACCCGAGUCAAAACUCUGUUUCUAAAUAACAAAGGACCACGUGCCAUGGCCCUUCAACAUGAAUUGACCAACAUCACACUCGCCUCCAUGCCCAACCUCGAAGCUUACUGCCAGAAAAUCCACGACCUUUCAGACCAACUAGCCGCAGUUGACUGCCCGCUCAGCAACACCUAGCGCAUUCUUCAUCUUCUCAACGGCCUUCCCCGGGAAUAUGAUACAACGGCCUCCAUCCUCAAUCAGAAUCUACCCCCAUGGGAGCAGGCUGUCGAACAGUUGCAGGUUGAGGCACGCCGGAUCGCGGCGCGAGAGGCUCGCAAUCCGACCCCCGUCAUCGCUGUCGUAACCCAACAACCUGAGAAAAGCCGCUCCAACACUCGUGACCAGAACAGAGACAACAUGGACAACAAUCGCCGUAAUUAUCAGCGUCGUGAUCAGAACAGAGGGAAUCGUUCCUCUCACCGUGGACAAGGUUACUCGCCACAACAGCCCCAUCAAUCCCAGCCUCCGUAUGUCCCGAAUUGGGCUCCACAGCAGGCCUACAUGCCUUACUGGGCUCCGCCCCCUUGUCCAUUUCCAACUCAGACCUGGGCUCCGCAGCAAUGGGCUCCUCGGCCCACCUCUGGUUCCAACAACAACUAUUCUGCAGGCCCCUCUAAUAGCCAAGCACAUGCCCACCUGGUUGGGGUCGAUCCACUUGAACCUACAAGCCUAGCAAACGCGGUUCAGGCCAUGUCUCUGGAGUCCGGUUCUCGCAACAAUGAACAGUGGCAUUUUGACACAGGAUUACAAGGAUGGCACGAUCCUCAGUCGUCACAACAGCACCAGUGAUCUCUAUCCGCUCACCUCCAAUGCUUCCGCCACGACUUGCUUUGCUUCCACCAAAGUCUCUCCAUUUUGGCAUCACCGACUUGGACACCCGGGUCAACCCAUCAUGGAGUUUCUAAAUUCUAAGCAUUUUAUUUCGUACAAUAAACCAAAAUUACCUUUUGUUUGCCAAUCUUGUCAGUUAUCCAAACAUAAACGGUUGCCA
Molecule: messenger RNA, 1511 nt
Organism: Helianthus annuus (common sunflower)
Lineage: Eukaryota; Viridiplantae; Streptophyta; Magnoliopsida; Asterales; Asteraceae
Exons: 2
Coding region: 878-1309 (143 amino acids)
Source: RefSeq, a predicted model, not a curated record